Oryza brachyantha (malo sina) is the source of this 1435-nucleotide messenger RNA. RefSeq names its product protein STRICTOSIDINE SYNTHASE-LIKE 4-like. Lineage: Eukaryota; Viridiplantae; Streptophyta; Magnoliopsida; Poales; Poaceae. The record is from RefSeq and is a predicted model, not a curated record. The transcript has 7 exons. Gene Ontology annotation, molecular function: strictosidine synthase activity. Bases 93 to 1229 code for a protein of 378 amino acids. Gene Ontology annotation, biological process: biosynthetic process.
GUUGUUCUCGCGUUCUUCGACGGCCAGAAGAGUAGUGGUCGAUCGACCGAUCGGGAGCGAGCGAGCGAGCUCGUCGAUCGUCGUCGGUAUAUAUGGCGCCGGCGGCGAAGGGCUUCCUCGACGCCGCGGGCACCGCCGCGCUGGCCGUCGCCGUGUCGCUCGCGGUGCACGUCGCGAUCCACUGCCCCAUCCAUCCGGAGGGCCCGCCGCCGCCGCGUCCCGGCGCCGCUCGCUUCCCUCCCAACAACCUCCUCCAGAAUCUGGAGAAGCUGGGGGAAGGGCGGCUGAGCGCGCCGGAGGACGUGUACGUCGACGCCGCCGGCGAGGUGUUCACGGCGACGAGGGACGGCUGGGUGCAGAGGAUGCGCGCCAACGGGUCGUGGGAGCAGUGGGGGCUCGUCGGCGGCACGGGGCUGCUCGGCAUCGCGCCGUCCGCCGACGGCGCCGUGCUCGUCUGCGACGCCGACAAGUUUUCGUGUCAGGGAUUGUUGAAAUUAGAGGAGAAUGGACGUGUGACGCUUCUUGCCUCGGCUGUUGAAGACUCCACGAUCAGGUUUGCGGACGCCGCGAUCGAGGCCUCCGACGGCACGGUCUACUUCAGCGACGCCAGCACCAGGUUCAACUUCGACAACUGGUUCCUCGACUUCCUCGAGUAUCGCUUCACCGGCCGCCUCCUCAAGUACGACCCUUGCACCGGCAAGGCGUCCGUCGUGCUCGACAGCCUCGGCUUCGCCAACGGCGUCGCCCUGUCGCCCGACGAGGCCUUCGUCGUCGUCUGCGAGACGAUGCGGUUCAGAUGCUUGAGAGUGUGGCUGAAAGGGGACAAUGCUGGACAGGCAGAGAUCUUCGUGGACAACCUGCCGGGCAAUCCGGACAACGUUCGGCUCGGAUCAGACGGCCACUUCUGGAUUGCCCUUCUCCCGGUGAGGUUUUCUCCAUGGCUGGACCUCAUCGCCCGCUGGAGCUUGACUAGGAGGGUUAUCGCUUCGUUCCCGACGCUCUUGCGGAGGACCAAGGCGAUGAUGAAGGGAGCAACGGUGGCUCAGGUGUCGGUGGACGGCGAGAUCAUGAGGGUGCUUGGUGACUCUGAAGGGAAGGUGAUUAACCUAGUCACUUCGGCGACAGAGUUCAAUGGAGAUCUCUUUCUUGGGAGCCUGGCAACCAACUUCAUAGGAAAAUUGUCUCUGGAGAAUGUUCUACAAGAGCAUAGGGAUGCAGCUCCUUCGUAAACAUUUACCGAGUGACCCAUUGAUGAUAUAUGCAGGUUUAGUUUAUUUCAUAAAUAGAAUAUAACAAUAUACUCCCAUGUUUUGGUUAUAAUAAUAUGUUAAAACCUAAAACAGAGAUAAUAGAAUAAAAGAAGGGAUAAUCCCUCGCAUGUAUCUCAAAUUUUGGCUAAUCUCUCCUAUGCCCCCGAAUUUUGCUUGCUUACUUG